This is a messenger RNA of Rhipicephalus sanguineus (brown dog tick), 2274 nucleotides long. RefSeq names its product ATP-dependent RNA helicase DDX24. The transcript has a single exon. The coding region runs from base 161 to 2239 and encodes 692 amino acids. Gene Ontology annotation, molecular function: ATP binding; nucleic acid binding; RNA helicase activity. The record is from RefSeq and is a predicted model, not a curated record. NCBI's taxonomy places the organism in Eukaryota, Metazoa, Arthropoda, Arachnida, Ixodida, Ixodidae. Gene Ontology annotation, cellular component: nucleolus.
CAUGAGCUGCACGUGUCGGCCGUAGUCAAUUGUUUUGCUAGCUGUAAACAGUUAAACAUUAAACGUUUACUUAAGCGGGUUUUUCAUCGAGGCGGCUGAAUAGGGCUGCGACUGCGUGCAAGAUUCUGAGGUGUCACUUGUGUGCUGCGUGAGUUCAGCAAUGCCGAAAAGGUCGGUUGUCAUCCAGUCCAAAGCGCGAUGGAAACCUGUCGAAAUAGAGCCCUCAACUGUUCAAAACCUAGAAUGGGAGGGCUUCUCGGGCCUCGAAGAGCUUACGAGCUACGACAUCGUGCGUCAGGAGGACUCUUCAAAGCGAUCUACCGAUACACCCGACAGGCCUGCAAAGAAAAAAAAGAAGCGAAAGCGUAAGCAAGUCAGUAAACCGGCGGGAACCAGCAGCGACUCUGUGCAUGAAAGCGCAGAAGCUUCAACGGCAGCAGUCGGUGAUGGUGUAGGGAGUGACGAUGAAGGUGUGGCGUAUCCCCAAGAAAAAAAGCUCAAGUGCGAAAGCCCGGACAUGUCUUCGUGGCUCAACUGCCACGUUCCAGAACCGGUGUUGCGAGCGUUGGCCGAAUUGAAUUUCACCGAGCCCACUGAAAUACAGGCGCAGACAUUGCCAGCUGCUAUACGCGAUCACUUAGACAUCAUGGGCGCAGCGGAAACCGGCAGCGGCAAAACACUCGCGUUCGGUAUACCCCUUCUGCACCACAUCAUGGAACGCAAGUCGCGACUGUCCGCUGAAGGCGACGCGAAGGCCAUGCCUCUCCAAGCUCUGGUCUUGACCCCCACGAGAGAGCUCGCCAUUCAGGUGACGCGGCACAUUCAAGAUGUGGCGAAAUACACGAACGUGCGCAUCGUGAAUGUCGUCGGAGGCCUUUCGGCGGAGAAGCAACUGCGACUUCUCAAACGCAAGCCCGAGAUCGUGGUAGCCACGCCUGGUCGACUCUGGGAGCUCGUCGACCAAGGAGCGCCCCACGUGUCGGACGUGAGCAAAGUCCGGUACCUAGUCAUUGACGAGGCUGAUCGCAUGGUUGAGAAGGGUCACUUUGAAGACCUUACGCGAUUGUUGGACGUUAUGAACGCACCUUCCGAAGAUGGUGAAGAAAAACGCCGGCGCCAAAAUUUCGUCUUCUCAGCGACUUUGACCAUGGUCCACGACUUACCGAGGCGUAUGAAGAACAAGCCUAAAAAACACAAGCUGUCUGAAAAGGAGAAAGUUGAAGAGCUGAUGCGCACCAUCGGUAUAAGUUCGAAGCCGAAAGUGGUUGACUUGACCCGGAAGCUUGGAACUGCCGAGUCGCUGUGUGAAUCGCGAAUUGUGUGUCCCUCAUUUGGAGACAAAGACAGUCGGCUCUAUUAUUUUCUCUUGGCACAUCCGGGGAGAACGUUGGUGUUUUGCAACAGCAUCGAUAGCGUGCGCCGUUUAGUGUCUGUGCUGGACUUGCUGCAGCGGUCUCCGCUUCCGCUUCAUGCCUCCAUGCAGCAAAGGCAGCGACUCAAAAACCUCGAUCGCUUCAAAAACAAUCCAUCCGGUCUCCUGCUUGCCACAGACGUGGCAGCGAGAGGCCUUGACAUUCAGGGCAUCCAACACGUCAUUCACUUCCAAGUGCCGCGAACUGCUGAAGUUUAUGUUCACCGCAGUGGUCGCACAGCGCGGGCCAAAAGUGGUGGACUAAGUGUGAUGCUUAUGGAACCGGGAGAGUUGCAUUUGUACCGCAAGAUUUGCAAAACGCUGAACAGGGAUGAAGACCUUCCAGAUUUCCCCAUUGACCUGAGCAUGCUGAAGGCAGUGCAGAAGCGCGUUGAGUUGGCGAGAAAGCUUGAGGCUGAAAGUCACAGGGUUCGUCGGACCAACUAUGAGGACAACUGGCUGCAGCGUGCUGCGAAGGAGAUGGAGAUCGACCUUGACGAGAGAAUGCUUUCAAACACCGACGCAAAAAAGAAGGCCGACACGAAACGCAAGCUUAAAGCAAUGCAGUUUCAACUUUCUGAAAUGCUGAAGAAGCCUCUGUUCCCUCCUGGUUUCUCAGGGUUAUACUUGACAAAGCAAGGAGCUCUGGAAAUUCCCAAGGUGCGCAUGGACGAUGCAGCACGGGAGGCCAUGGAAGAAUGGAAAAAGAAAAAAAAUGCCAUGGUUUCACCUGUAGAGCCCACAUCCAAGGCCAAGCAGAAGAAAAAGACCAAAAGAUUUCCAUUGUGGAAGCAGAAAGCAGUUAGUAAAAAACAAAGCAACCAAUAAAAUGUGGACAGCUUAAUUACAAAAGGCAGUGUGGA